UAUACGCCACCUGUUGGCGAUUAGAUAUCAUAUAAUAUUAAUAUUUUCCUCUGAUCUAUAAUAGAGAAUUAUUAUUAUUAUAUAUAGAUCAGUGAUAGUGUCUCGUUUUUGAUUCUUUAUCGAUAAUAUGAUUGAUACUCGCCAUUAAUGAUUCUAAAAUGCUAUGUAAAUACUUCUCAGUGUUCAUUAUGUUGAAAAGUGAAUUAAACAGGAAUUAUUAUGGAAACAAGACAGUCCAAUAAAAUGCGUUCUAGACUGCUGUCUUAAUUAGAUUGGUUUGUCUUAUUUGCAAAGCACAACUGAUUGGUAGAGCUUUCAAAACAAAUUUCCCCACAGCAACCUUUGAAGUACUAUCUAGUCCCUUUUCCUUUUUCCUGUGAAAACUUUGGAUUUUACCUGAGAGAUUUCAUGUGUUUCACGAUCACGCUAUUCCAGUUUUUGGCCCACUUUUGUCUUUUUUUGUACUGUUCACGAUGUUUUUCUAUCCUACGGUACUCAAUCAUAGGACCGGGUGCUUUGCCACGAUUUGGUUGGCGGCCACUAAAGGACGGAAGAUCAGUCGAAGAGAUCUGCUCAAAGUCAAUGUCCAGCGCACUUGCUGUGACAUCAUGGAUUACGUGUUGGUCAGAGUCCCGCCCCCUGUAUCAGGAUUGCCCCGCCCACGUUUCUCCCUGUACCUGUCCUCUCAGCUGCAGUAUGGAGUGGUGCUUGUCUACCACAGACAGUGUGAAUUUUUGUUAGAGGACACUCAGGGGGCAAUAGAUAGAUUGCUCCGCCUUAACUUGAAGUCCAACAUUGAUAUGGGGGAUGAAGAAACCAGGCAGAGUCACAUGAUCCCAGAUGCUGCUGCACUAUUUGAUGAAACAGAGGGAGCGAGGGAUCCAUUCUUUGGAGUUAUGGAGACUGGUUAUGGCCUGCCAAGUCCAAGCAGCCUCAUCCAGCGAAUGGAAGAGGUCUUACCUGAGCAAGUCCCGCCCACUAGAGAACCAACACCACCUUCAGAUGGCAUCACGGCCAGCCAGGAGUCCAUCACCCUGACAGAAAGAGAGCCAGUCGUCAUGCCUGAGCCAGAGUUUGAAGGAGCAGAUCUGCAGGAGUCUGACAUGAUCGAGCUACUGCUGGAGCAGCCGGAUCACUUUCUUGAGCGUGAGUGAUGGCAACAUGCUGUUUUCAUUCACACCCUUAAUUAUGUGCAGUAAUUAUCCAGAUCCAGAUUACACAUGCACAGACUAAAUGUACAACUCACACGAAACAUGUUCAUAUUUCACCCUGAAAUCAAUUAAUGUUAUGAAAAGAAUUUAAAUAUUCAUGCUUUUCAUAAAAUAUAUUUUUAUUAAAAUUAUUAUGUUUAAAUUGUGACAUUA
Molecule: messenger RNA, 1364 nt
Organism: Cyprinus carpio (common carp)
Lineage: Eukaryota; Metazoa; Chordata; Actinopteri; Cypriniformes; Cyprinidae
Product: meiotic recombination protein REC8 homolog
Exons: 8
Coding region: 474-1154 (226 amino acids)
Source: RefSeq, a predicted model, not a curated record